This is a messenger RNA of Linum tenue, 658 nucleotides long. NCBI's taxonomy places the organism in Eukaryota, Viridiplantae, Streptophyta, Magnoliopsida, Malpighiales, Linaceae. The record is from the annotation of a GenBank genome assembly.
AUGGCGGACGUGGAGACGACGGACAUGGCAACGUCGGCUGCGGCGGCGAAGAAGAACAGGACGUUCAAGAAGUUCAGCUUCCGCGGCGUGGAUCUCGACGCCCUCCUGGACAUGUCCACCGACGACCUCGUCGGACUCUUCACCGCCCGGGCCCGGAGGAGGUUCAACCGCGGGCUGACGAGGAAGCCCAUGGCGCUGAUCAAGAAGCUGAGGAAGGCCAAGAGGGAGGCUCCCGCCGGUGAGAAGCCGCAGCCGGUGAGGACACACCUCAGGGACAUGAUCAUCGUCCCGGAGAUGAUCGGGAGCGUGAUCGCAGUCUACAAUGGGAAGACGUUCAUCCAGAUGGAGAUCAAGCCGGAGAUGAUCGGUCACUACUUGGCCGAGUUUUCCAUCUCUUAUAAGCCCGUGAAGCAUGGGAGGCCCGGUUUCUGUGCUACUCGUUCUUCCAGGUUCAUCCCUCUCAAGUGAUCAGGAUUGGUUUGGUUUGGUUUUAGUUUUUUUUUCGUUGGCGUUGUUGGGCUAGGGUUUGAAUCUAGUGUGUGGUGGAUGUUCUGUUUUUUUUUUCUUCUUUUACGGUGUGAUUUGAUGGUGAAUGAUUUGAAUGCUUUUUUUUGGGGAUUGUUUGUUCAUCAGUUGGUGUUUGUCGAAAGUAAUGGUU